AUGCUCUCCCGACAAGCCCUCCGCACCGUCCGGGCCGCUGCGCCUGCGCGUACCGCAGUCUUCCGGGCGGCGCCCUCGCGGACCUUUGCCGCGGCCGCCGCCUCGGGCAACGAAGGCCAGCCCCCCGUCGCCGUCUUUGGCGUCGAUGGCACCUAUGCCACUGCCUUGUACACGGCCGCCUCCAAGUCGUCGACGCUCGACCCGACGGCCCGCGCCAUGGCCAACCUGGGCAACGUGGUGGAAAAGGACGCCAAGCUGGUGCAGAUCCUGUCGACGCCCACGCUGACAGCCAAGGACAAGUCGAUCAUUGUUGGCGAGCUGACCAAGCUGGCCGGCGGCGCCAACGAGACGGUGAAGAACUUCCUCGACACGCUGGCCGAGAACAACCGCCUCGGCCUCCUCCAGGGCGUCUGCGGCAAGUUUGGCGAGCUCAUGUCGGCUGCCCGCGGCGAGGUCGAGAUGACGGUCACGAGCGCUCAGCCUCUCGAUAACAGGACUCUUUCGCGGCUGGAGAAUGCCGUCACCAAGUCCGCCUACGUCGGCCAGGGCAAGAAGCUCAAGGUCACCAACACGGUCAACUCGGACAUUGUCGGCGGCCUCGUUGUCGAGAUUGGCGAUCGAACCAUUGACCUUAGCGUCUCGUCGCGCCUCACAAAGAUGAACAAGCUCCUGUCCGACAGCCUGUAA
Messenger RNA from Hirsutella rhossiliensis, 687 nucleotides. Its product is annotated as ATP synthase delta (OSCP) subunit domain-containing protein. The transcript has 4 exons. Gene Ontology annotation, cellular component: membrane. Lineage: Eukaryota; Fungi; Ascomycota; Sordariomycetes; Hypocreales; Ophiocordycipitaceae. Gene Ontology annotation, molecular function: proton-transporting ATP synthase activity, rotational mechanism. Gene Ontology annotation, biological process: proton motive force-driven mitochondrial ATP synthesis. The record is from RefSeq and is a predicted model, not a curated record. The coding region runs from base 1 to 687 and encodes 228 amino acids.